AUGGCUGCUCUUCCAAAUAAUCCCACUGUCAACACCAUCAUCACAAACAAUCAAACUCUUCUCCAUCUCAUUAUGACUAAUGUCACCAAGCUCACACCAACAAAUUAUCUCAUGUGGAAACUCCAAGUUCAUGCUCUUGUUGAUGGUCAUGGCCUUCUUGGUCAUCUUGAUGGAUCAACGGUGGCUCCAUCUCCUCAAGUCACCAACAACAAUGUCACAACUCCAAAUCCUGACUUCGUUACAUGGCAACGACAAGACAAUCUCAUUUAUAGUGCUUUGCUUGGAUCGAUGUCUCUUACUUUUGACACUCUUGCUACCCUUGGCAAGCCGGUUGCCCAUGAAGAACAGGUUGACUAUAAUCUUGAAGGACUUCCUGAUGAAUAUCGCCUUGUUGCUGAUCAAAUUGAAGGACGUGAUGUACCACCCACAUUAACAUACAUUCACGAACGUCUUCUCAAUCAAGAGGCAAAGAUUCUCUCUAAAGCUGCUUCCUCAACGUUUCCUGUUUCUGCUAAUCUUGCCACUCAACGCAACAAUGCUUCUCAUCGUGGUGGCCAUUACAACAAUGGUAAGAAACACUACAACAAUAACAAUAACUCAUACGGAACCUCCUCCAACUAUCAAUAUUCAGACUGGUUUGUUCCGAUGAGCAUCGUGGACACAGGCCUUACUUAG
Camelina sativa (false flax) is the source of this 675-nucleotide messenger RNA. NCBI's taxonomy places the organism in Eukaryota, Viridiplantae, Streptophyta, Magnoliopsida, Brassicales, Brassicaceae. The record is from RefSeq and is a predicted model, not a curated record.